CUUCUUUCUAUCUACUUAGUUCACUUCACAUCAUGCUUCGGGCAUGAGUCCGGCUCCUGCUCGAUGCCUUCGCUGUCCGAUUCGCCUCCUUCCAGACCUCCUCCCGUCCCUGUCGAAACCCAUCCGAACCGCAGCGUCGGCCUGAAAGAGCAACGAGCCCUCCCGGAUCCCACUAGGCUUGCCCCCGAAGAUGCAUACUACGCUUCAUCAUUACUGCGUGCGCGACCUUCUUCGGCCCACUAUGAUGACUCUCUACGCGUGCUAAACCCCAAUGCUGUCCAUGCUACUUCAGUGGCAGCGUUGCGAUUGCCGCCGGCUGUGCCAGGAGUGGGUGGACGAAAGGAGGUACGCAAGUUGCGGGGGACAAGCAGACGGAGAAGACGAAAGGGCGCUUGGAAAAAGCUACUCUGGGUGAAACAAUCCUAUCCUGAUAACUACACGGAUACGGAGACCUUCCUUGACCACCUCCAACGCAAUCCGCGAGUACGUCCCUACGAUUUCUGGCCUCUCGUGGCCGAUUCCACUGUCAUUGUACAACAUGUGUGCUCGGUAGCUAUCUUCGUAUGCUGCUUUGUUGGCAUCGUUCAGGGCCGUGUGAGCCCUGUCUCUGUGGUCUGCUGGGGCAGUGUUGGGACGGCUCUGGGAUGGGUAUUCUGGGACUCUUGGAUUCUGAGGGAACACGCGGAGAGUGUCCAUGUCGCUGAAAGAGCAUCAGAAGGUGACGAUGGCUCUAGUUCUAGCUCGAUGACUAGCUCUGUCAACCCUUCCGGUGCCACCAGUUCGCGCCCGGGCGCGCAGAAGGAGAACCAGGUCCAUGGGCUGGGAUUAUCCAUGGCAAAUAACGAACCGAACCAAAUAGCCAGUCGAAAGGGCCCGGCAUGUGGUGGGGAUGUUGAUGGCAACACACAGGAACCAGCGUCCCCCCUGUCCGGGCCUGCGAGCGAUUCUCUUGGUGGCCUAUCUCACGAGGCGGACAUGUCGCCCAUGUUUUCCUCAAGGAAUCGGCAGCGUCUGUCCACGGUGAAGUCGGCUUUUUUGAUCUACUUCGCUUUGCUCGGGCUCAGUCCGAUCUUGAAAUCACUUACCAAAUCUACUGCUAGCGAUUCGAUCUGGGCAAUGAGCUGCUGGCUGCUGAUCAUGAAUAUCUUCUCCUUCGAUUAUGGGAGCGGAGAGGGCGCAGGCGCUACCAAAUUUCCGGCUUCCCUGUCUACCAAUGCAGCAGUGAUGGCUUCUACUGUGCUGGCGUCUCGACUGCCGUCCACGACGCAUGUGUUCAGUCUCAUGCUGUUUUCAAUGGAAGUCUUCGGACUAUUUCCCAUCUUUCGACGACAGCUGCGGCAUGUAUCUUGGACUGGUCAUGUUCUGCUGACACUGACGCUGGUGCUCGUUGCUGGUGGUGCAGUGGGCAUUACCCUGCGUGGUGGAUGGGCGGCGUUCGUGGUCGGAUCCAUUCUAGGGAGCAUCUUGACGGCUUUGACUAUGGGAGGAUGUAGCUGGUGGCUGAUCAGUCUUCAGAAGUAUAAGAAUGUGGUGACUGGGCCAUGGGAUCCAGCCCGACCGAUCAUACGGAGGCACUGGGACUAAUGGCUGCGGCCGGUUCUCAGUCCCAGUCAGGUGGCCAGUGUCGACUUGAGAUUACUUUACAAGAUACCCAACUGUAUUGAGAUUUUGGAUCUAGCGCUAAUCAUCUGGAUUUAAACGCUUGAGCUCCUUUCUAUGUAAGAACUGAC
Molecule: messenger RNA, 1730 nt
Organism: Aspergillus homomorphus CBS 101889
Lineage: Eukaryota; Fungi; Ascomycota; Eurotiomycetes; Eurotiales; Aspergillaceae
Gene: pigc
Product: phosphatidylinositol N-acetylglucosaminyltransferase
Exons: 2
Coding region: 64-1584 (506 amino acids)
Biological process (GO): GPI anchor biosynthetic process
Cellular component (GO): membrane; glycosylphosphatidylinositol-N-acetylglucosaminyltransferase (GPI-GnT) complex
Source: RefSeq, a predicted model, not a curated record